Molecule: messenger RNA, 315 nt
Organism: Monoraphidium neglectum
Lineage: Eukaryota; Viridiplantae; Chlorophyta; Chlorophyceae; Sphaeropleales; Selenastraceae
Exons: 2
Coding region: 1-315 (104 amino acids)
Source: RefSeq, a predicted model, not a curated record
AUGAAAGAGCUCUCCGUUUCCGCGGCAGCGCCCGCCGCCGCCAACGGCGCCGCCGCCGCGCCGUCGCUGCUGGACUCGAUGCUGCGCUCCAUCAUAUCUGUCCUCCAGGCCCGCAGCUGCGCCACGGAGCAGCUCGUGCUGUCGGAGUGCGUGCACGGCGGCGCGCCCAGCCCCGGCAUCAGCGGGGUCGUCGACGUCGCCGGCGCCGCGCGCAGCCGCUGCGCGCGCUGCGUGCGCGCGCUGCGCAUGUGCGAGAGCAUGACACACCAGGCCCAGGCGCUGCAGCCCGGCCAGCCGGGCGCCUUCAUGGCUUGA